This is a messenger RNA of Drosophila persimilis, 1062 nucleotides long. RefSeq names its product cysteine and histidine-rich protein 1 homolog. Bases 1 to 1062 code for a protein of 353 amino acids. The record is from RefSeq and is a predicted model, not a curated record. NCBI's taxonomy places the organism in Eukaryota, Metazoa, Arthropoda, Insecta, Diptera, Drosophilidae. Gene Ontology annotation, molecular function: zinc ion binding. The transcript has 4 exons. Gene Ontology annotation, cellular component: nucleus.
AUGGUUGACCAUUUGAUCCAGAUGCCGCAGAGUGUCUGCAGCGCCAAGCAGCUGCACGACAUACGCCCGCGUAUCUACCGCCAUAUUUUCGAUUCAACCGGCAAGUGCGCAAAGCGCCAGGAGCUUCCCUUGGCGGGACCUCAGGCCCUGUACCGGCUAUUUGCCAUGACCCGGAUCCAGCUCCGGUUUGGGCGCCUUCUGGAUCUGCUCGUUCACAGCAAGACCUUCUUCAGCAGCAGCGUUGGCCUUAUCAUGGAAGUCACCGCCGUUCUGGCUGUUGCCAUCUUCAAUAAAACGCGUGCCUGCUGCCCCAGUUGUCGAUCGCUCAUUAGAAACUACGAUCAGGAGCAGAAUCUAGUGGUGCGCCUGACCCUCUGGGAGCUACCCAUCAGCUGCCCCAGCUGCAAUGACCAGUUCUCAGAUAGGAAAGAUCUCUCCAGACACUUGGAGUUCGUUUGUGAGGGGCGUGUGGUUUGCUGCAAGUACCACUGCGUGGGCUGUUCUUGGAAGGGCCCCUACAAGGACAGCGUCUCACAUGAUUCCGACUGUGGGUUUCCCCAGAAGCAGGGAAAGGAGAUCCUAGAUAUGCUGCAUGUCGAGGACAGGGAGCUUGAGGCCCAAAAGCCCGUGUUGCAGCUCCAUCGGGUGCUGAGUGCUAGCCGGGUGGAAUUUUUCACCUUGAGAAUGAAGUGGAUACACCGCUCAGAGGGUUUACACCCACGGACCCUCGAGUCUGAGACGAUUCGUGCCUUUGAGGAGGAUUGGGUGCUGCGUCUACGUCUGAAAAGAGCUGGGGAAAAAAUCACCGUCAGCGGCCAGCUAUUGCUUUCGACUACCCCACGAGUGUCCCUCAUGGUUGACCAUUUGAUCCAGAUGCCGCAGAGUGUCUGCAGCGCCAAGCAGCUGCACGACAUACGCCCGCGUAUCUACCGCCAUAUUUUCGAUUCAACCGGCAAGUGCGCAAAGCGCCAGGAGCUUCCCUUGGCGGGACCUCAGGCCCUGUACCGGCUAUUUGCCAUGACCCGGAUCCAGCUCCGUUUGUGGAUGUUUUUGCAUUAUUGA